Molecule: messenger RNA, 676 nt
Organism: Rotaria sp. Silwood1
Lineage: Eukaryota; Metazoa; Rotifera; Eurotatoria; Philodinida; Philodinidae
Source: the annotation of a GenBank genome assembly
AGCUCAAGAACUUGCUUAUAUUAGCCAAAUGACGCGCUAUGCAUUUUUUGGUGGUGAAUCAUUCGGUGCUCCUAAUAGUGCAUAUAAUAAGGCUCAAAAUGCCAUCUUAGAAUCGAAACAACAACAUAUGACAUAUCUUCAUCGAGAUUAUUAUAAACCAAUUUAUAAUGCAUGGGGUACUGCAGGAAAGGAAGAAUUUACACGUAAAUUGGGUUAUCGUUUUCAAUUAAAAACUCUUUCCUAUUCAAAAGAAGUAGCACCCGGUGGAAUACUAUCUUUUUCUUUGAAAGUACAAAAUAUUGGCUUUUCAGCAAUGCAUUUAACCAGACCUGUAAAAUUAAUACUUGAUAAUGGCAAAACAGGUAGUGCACGUAUUACAUACAACACGAAUCUCAGUGUAGAUCCUCGAAAAUGGACACCUGAAGCGAAUAUCAUCAGUAUUGAUCGUAAAAUUCGUAUUCCGGCAAAUAUCAGUCAGGGUGUUUGGCAAUUACUUUUAAUUAUACCUGAUAAUAAUACACGUUUACAAAGUGAUGUACGUUAUACAGUUCGAUUUGCCAAUGAAAAUAUUUGGAAUACUGAUGGAACACAUGUAUUAACCAAAGAUAUUUCUAUCCAAGCUUCAGCUUCUGGAUCACGUAUUAAUGAUAACGUAUUUCAAGAGGUUACAAUUUAA